AUGUCCACACGGUGGCCCAAGCCCCUCUGCCUUCCUCCCCAGAUCGCCGGAGUUGCCUUGACCUUUCUCGUCGCCGUCCUCCACACACCGUUCACCUUUGCUCAAGAGCAACCGCCGCCGUGGCUAAUUUGCGGCCCCGACCCUCCCAGUGGCAACUACACGGAGAACAGCACCUGCCAAGGAAACAUCAAUCGACUCUCUGGCACCCUCCCCAAGAACGUCUCCUCCAGUCCGCUCCGCUUCUCCAAUCGCAACUUCUUCCCGGACACCGACAAUUUCACCACCGCGUACUACCUCGUGGGCUCCCAGGUGGUGAGCAAGCCGACGGACGCGUUCGAUGCAGCCGUCCGCCUGCUCGUCAACACCACGGCCGGCUACGCAGCCGAGAACUCGUCCAGGAGGUUCGCCACGGGGGCGGAGGGUUUCGAUGGGAGCAACCCCAGGAUUUACGCGCUGGCGCAGUGCACGCCGGACAAGACGGUGGACUUCUGCCAGAGCUGUUUUGGCACCAUUAUUAACCGGAUGCCCGAGGAUUUCAGUGGGGUCAAUGGCGGGGGAGUUUUCGGAACCUGGUGCAGCUUCCGGUAUGAGGUGUAUCCUUUCUUCUCCGGCCGUCCACUCCUACAGCUUCUGGUUGUUGUGAUCCACGGAAAUGAUCUUGCAUAUCCAAUCAGAAAUCACGAGCAACAAACAAGAUGUGAUUAG
Miscanthus lutarioriparius is the source of this 705-nucleotide messenger RNA. Lineage: Eukaryota; Viridiplantae; Streptophyta; Magnoliopsida; Poales; Poaceae. The record is from the annotation of a GenBank genome assembly.